Molecule: messenger RNA, 2101 nt
Organism: Cannabis sativa
Lineage: Eukaryota; Viridiplantae; Streptophyta; Magnoliopsida; Rosales; Cannabaceae
Product: aldehyde oxidase GLOX1
Exons: 1
Coding region: 145-1773 (542 amino acids)
Source: RefSeq, a predicted model, not a curated record
AUCCUUAAUUAAAACACACAUGCAUGGCCUAUAAAUACUUGUGAAAUUAGCUGUGGCUAAUCACCCAAAAACUAUCAUAAACUCAAAGAUUUAUUAUACAUUUAGAUCGAUAAAUCAUAUCACAAAAACCAAAUUAUCAAUAUAAUGACGCCAAGUACUACAACUACUCAUAUGAUAAGUGCUAUUGUUUUCAUUGUUGCCACCCUACUACCAUGUCCGACCAAUGGAGCCGGUGGGCGUUGGCAAUUCUUGACACCAAGCAUAGGCAUUUCCGCCAUGCACAUGCAGCUUCUCAACAACGACAGAGUCAUCAUGUUCGACCGCACCGACUUCGGCACCUCCAACAUCUCUUUAGCUCCCGGGAAAUGCCCAGCUGGAGCCAAAGACUGCUCCGCACACUCUGUCGAGUACAACGUAGCCACCAACAAAUUCAGACCACUCACGGUCCAGACCAACGUCUGGUGCUCCUCUGGCUCUGUUAUGCCUGAUGGAACUCUAGCCCAAACAGGUGGCUCCUUUGAAGGAGAACGAAGAGUUAGACUCUUUAAGCCUUGUGUUAAUAAUAACUGUGAUUGGCAAGAGGUCAAUCUUGGACUGGCCAAGAGUAGAUGGUACUCAACCAAUCAUGUCUUGCCAGAUGGCAGGCAGAUAAUCAUUGGUGGAAGAAAACAAUUCAACUACGAGUUUUAUCCAAAAACUACUGACCCAAAUGUCCAUGAUUUACCAUUCUUAGCUCAAACAAACGAUAAGGGAAUAGAGAACAAUCUUUACCCUUUUGUUUUUGUCAAUGUGGAUGGAAACUUAUUUGUUUUCGCUAACAACAGAGCUAUUUUGUUGAACUACCUUAAAAACCAAGUUGUGAAAACUUACCCGCAAAUACCGGGUGGGGACCCGAGAUCUUACCCGAGCACUGGGUCUGCUGUGCUUUUACCGUUGAAGAAUAUUCAAACCAAGAAUGUUGAAGCUGAAGUUUUGGUAUGUGGCGGAGCCCCGAAAGGAUCUUUUACUGAAGCAAGUAAAGGGAAGUUUAUUCAAGCGUUGAAUACUUGUGCCCGGAUUAAAAUAACCGACCCGAAUCCAAACUGGGUCUUGGAGACUAUGCCUUUAGCCAGGUGUAUGGGAGACAUGACUUUGCUUCCAAACGGCAACGUUUUGAUCAUAAACGGAGCUGGAACGGGUACUGCUUCUUGGGAGUUGGGUAGAAACCCGGUUUUAAACCCGGUUAUUUACCGACCCGAGAAUAAGAUCGGGUCCAGAUUCGAAACUCAGAAACCAACAACCAUUCCUCGGAUGUACCAUUCCACGGCCGUUCUCCUCCGCGACGGUCGGGUCCUUGUCGGCGGAAGCAAUCCCCAUUCCAAUUACGAGUUCACAAAUGUUCUAUUCCCAACGGAGCUGAGCUUAGAGGCUUUCAUUCCGUCGUAUUUGGAAAGACCAAAUCUCCGACCCGUAAUCGUUUUACCCGGGUCGCAAACCAAGGUCAAGUAUUCGCAGAAGUUGACAAUUCGAUUUCGGGUGAUGGGUAAUAACGUAGACGCGAAAUCAGUGAAAACGACAAUGGUUUCUCCGUCGUUUACGACUCACUCAUUCUCAAUGAACCAGAGAUUGUUGGUACUUACACCCACUGGGCAAGUGAAAAAAAUAGGUGGAAUGAUGUACCAAGUGGAGGUUAACACUCCUGCUUCGGCUAAUCUUGCCCCUUCGGGGUAUUAUCUUUUAUUUGUCGUUAAUGGAGAAUUUCCUAGCCAAGGUAUUUGGAUCCACAUCAGCUAAUUAAUAAUCAACCAACAACAAAAGUAGGGAAACGAUUUUGUUCGUUUAUUGUACUUUUACGGGAUGUAUUCCGUGAUGUACGGCUGCCAUUAGAUAGGGAGUUAUUUAAUCUGAGAGCUGGGAUUGAUCUAGGGGUAAUUAGGGUUAAAAAAUAGUAACGUACCCUAAGACCAUUAUUACGUACCCUGAGAGACUCAUCUAAUGUACUCGGUAGAUAACAGAAUACAUUCCGUGAAAAGUACAUCACAGGACAAAAUCGUGUCCCAACAAAAGUAUAAGUGUGAAUAGUAUUUUGUGUCUAAGUUGGAAAAUGUUAUUGUUGAUCGUA